This is a messenger RNA of Echinococcus granulosus, 660 nucleotides long. RefSeq lists its product as hypothetical. NCBI's taxonomy places the organism in Eukaryota, Metazoa, Platyhelminthes, Cestoda, Cyclophyllidea, Taeniidae. The coding region runs from base 1 to 660 and encodes 219 amino acids. The transcript is spliced from 6 exons. The record is from RefSeq and is a predicted model, not a curated record.
AUGGAAAGUAGUGAUGCAAAUGCCAUUUUGAUAAUAAGGUAUGUCACCCUUCUCAUUGCUCCUGCUUUAUUUUUAUGCAAAGGUGGUGAAAUUUUCGUUCAUUCAACCCUGAUGCUUGACACCUCCACAUCCAUCCUCCUUCAUGCAUUUAGGAAUAGAUGGGAAUUCACCCAUCUCCUAAUAAUAAUGACACAUAUGCGCAUUCUGUGUGUGCUGACUUCUGCUACUAAAGAACGUGCUUCUGAGUUCUUCAAGCAGACACGUAAUUAUCCUCUUCAAUCACCUAUGGCAUUUGCUUCUUUCAUACAGAUCAACACGAUAUACGUACAUAUUAUUAUGGUUUUGAACCUAGCUGUGCAUGGAGGUUUCGGUGGAGAUCAGAGAAGACGUGCUGCUGUUCUUCUGUUCUUAUUGCUUGUGCGAACUUCAGCAUUUGCGCAGCCUUCAGCAAAACGUCAUGAAGAUAGUUAUUUGGGCACUGAAUUCACUGGCUCUAAAACCCUUUUCAGUGUGUGUGAGGAUUGUCAAAUAUCCCUUCAUAAUUCCAUCCGUCCUUAUGGUCACAGGCAUUUACUUCACGCAGGUGUUCCUGUAAUCACUGUCUUGUAUUAUAGAAGUAAAUUGCUCUUCAACUUGCGGAUGACUUGUGUACUGCUUUGA